AAACAAGAGGAAGUCUAGACUUCCAGCUGGAGCUUUUCUAGAGGGGGCCCGCAGGUCUCGGCGUGUCCCCCCUCCCCAAAAGCUGCACCAGCAAGCUAGCACCCUGAUUAGACGGGCCUUGGGAGAGCUACGAGGCUCCACCAGUAAAAGAGAUCCUCCAGCAUUUCUCUUCUGCCAGGGCUUUUGGGGAGCCCCCACAGCAUCCCCUUUCAGAAGUAGCUGAUCCUUCACAGCUCUCCUGCAGCUGCUUUCCCUGGUGUGAGCCCCACAACCACAAUGGUGAGGCUGUCCAAGCCCAAAACUUUCCAAGCCUAUCUGGACAACUGUCACCGACGCUAUAGCUGUGUGCACUGUCGAGCACACCUGGCCAACCAUGAUGACCUGAUCUCCAAGUCUUUUCAAGGAAGCCAAGGUCGGGCAUAUUUAUUCAACUCUGUAGUGAAUGUUGGAUGUGGUCCAGCAGAAGAACGGGUACUGCUGACAGGCUUGCAUGCUGUUGCUGAUAUAUACUGUGAGAACUGCAAGACCACCCUUGGAUGGAAAUAUGAACAAGCCUUUGAGACCAGUCAGAAAUACAAGGAAGGAAAAUACAUCAUUGAACUCAACCACAUGAUCAAGGACAAUGGCUGGGAUUGAAACCAACAAAGAAUUCCCACCACUUUCGGACAACUACAUGUAGGGGUGGAGCAUAAGAAAUGACAAUUUUAAAAAAACUGCCUCUGCCUUUCCAACCAAUGGGCUGCCAUCCAAAUCACAUCUGGAGGCAUCUGAGUUGUGAAGGAGGAGGCGGAGCACCUGCCAGGAGGCCAUACCCACAGCUCAGACAUGUCACCAUCAUGUGGGAAAAAGUGGCAGAGCACAAGGAGACACUUGGGCCCGGGGCGGCGUGCAAGCAGGGUUGGGGGUGGGAGGGGAGGAGGACUGUGGGUUUGUUGUACAGAGGGAGUCUGAGGAGGGGAAAUGUACAGUGGAAUGGGGAAGGGUUGGCUUGUACAGUAUUUGUGAGUUUGUGUGACUAUGUAUUAUAUAAAUAAAAACCUUGAAGUGA
Molecule: messenger RNA, 1048 nt
Organism: Varanus komodoensis (Komodo dragon)
Lineage: Eukaryota; Metazoa; Chordata; Lepidosauria; Squamata; Varanidae
Gene: YPEL3
Product: yippee like 3
Exons: 5
Coding region: 277-636 (119 amino acids)
Source: RefSeq, a predicted model, not a curated record